Racocetra persica is the source of this 428-nucleotide messenger RNA. The record is from the annotation of a GenBank genome assembly. NCBI's taxonomy places the organism in Eukaryota, Fungi, Glomeromycota, Glomeromycetes, Diversisporales, Gigasporaceae.
AACUAGAUUAUCUGUUCUACAAAAAAAUACUCCUUGCUUCUUUAUACCGCUAGAAGUCUCUUAUUGCAUACACCUCAACGCUAAAAUGAGCUCUAAACAACGGCGAAUGGACCAUUCUGAUGACGAAGGCACUCACCACAGUCGUGAUAAAUUUACGCGUGAACGUAGAAGUAGUCUUGAUCGUAGAGAUACUCUUAAAAGAGAUAAUAAUUCAUCACCUGAAGAUAGAGAUACAGCGAACUAUUCAGAUCGACGUUCUAAAAGGAGACGGUCCAUAUCGCCCGAUUCAAGGAGGCCACAACAACUUGAAGGAGACCAUUACAUUCCUAACUAUGAGAAGGAUGGUUAUACACCUGCCCCAAGAUACGUUGGCAGACCAGGGGAUAUGCGAUUUCCACCGCAUGGGUUUCCAGUCGGUUUAUCACUUG